This is a messenger RNA of Sporothrix brasiliensis 5110, 1023 nucleotides long. RefSeq lists its product as uncharacterized. Gene Ontology annotation, molecular function: dioxygenase activity. Gene Ontology annotation, biological process: DNA repair; DNA alkylation repair. Gene Ontology annotation, cellular component: nucleus. NCBI's taxonomy places the organism in Eukaryota, Fungi, Ascomycota, Sordariomycetes, Ophiostomatales, Ophiostomataceae. Bases 1 to 1023 code for a protein of 340 amino acids. The transcript is spliced from 2 exons. The record is from RefSeq and is a predicted model, not a curated record.
AUGCCUCCCACAUUACCCAUCGACCUCGCCAACUUCCCGGCUUUUCAGACGAGGAAGGCUCUCUUGGUUCUCGACUUGCAAAAUGAAUUUCUGUCGCCCGGCGGCACGCUACCUGUGUCAGCACCAGUCGGGUACGUGGAACGGGCCCUCAAAGUCGCCAAAGCGUUUCGCGACUCUGGAACCGGUGACGUCUUUUGGAUUCGCAGCCAGUUCGAUUCCCACCGUCCAACCGAAAAUGCACAGAUAAUCACAUUGGCCAACUCCAGCACAGCCGGUCCCAGGCAGAGCACGUCACGAGGCCGCCGGCGUGAGCCCGAGCCACUGGUCGGGGACCCGGACGCCGACCUCGAGGCUUUCCUAAGCACGGGCGGCCCAACACCCCAGGACAAGCAAAGACAGCACCAACAGCGCAGCCAAUGUCUUCUUCCCGGCAGCCACGGCAGCGAACUCGCACCCCAAGUAGCUGCUUCCGUGAACGCCCGCCUGGAUCUCGUCAUUGCCAAGUCACACUACUCAGCCUUUGAGUCUACCCAGCUUCUCAUGCGCCUUCGCACGCGUUUUGUCACCGAGCUGUACAUCUGCGGCGCCCUCACCAACGUCAGCAUUUACGCCACGGCUCUGGAUGCCGCACGCCACGGCCUCACCCUCACCAUUAUCGAAGAUUGCUGCGGCUACCGCGAUGUAACCCGCCACAGCGACGCCAUUAGGAGCUUGGUGCAGCUCACUGGAUGUGACACAUUGCCAGCUGAACAAGUCCUCCAGACGUUCGCGGCCCAGUCCCCCGAUGCGAAGCCAGCGGUUACCGAUUUUGCCGCAGCCAUCGCCGCCAUUACAGCGUCCAGCAAUGGACCGCCCCGGGCGCGGGGGUCAGCCAAACAGGCGUCAUCCGGGCCCAUAGCCGUCGGCGGAAGUGGCAUCGGCGGUGCCGCCGUGGUUGUUGGUGGUGGGAACAGUGGGGGUCUACCCCUAAAGCAGUCUCCCAAAAUGAGCCGGAGACGUCACCACCGCUACAAGCCGUGGUAG